Molecule: messenger RNA, 760 nt
Organism: Sorghum bicolor (sorghum)
Lineage: Eukaryota; Viridiplantae; Streptophyta; Magnoliopsida; Poales; Poaceae
Product: non-specific lipid-transfer protein-like protein At2g13820
Exons: 2
Coding region: 125-607 (160 amino acids)
Biological process (GO): lipid transport
Molecular function (GO): lipid binding
Source: RefSeq, a predicted model, not a curated record
GGCCAAAGCCCGAAAUCAGCAAAAAGCAGCGGCAACAGACUGACAAAUCAGCCAGCAACGAACUUCCUGGCAAGCUUUAGGUGGUCACGCCAGACAGUAGCAAAUCCAAGCAAGGAAAUAUAUAAUGGCUGCGAGAGCGAGGGCGGCACCGUUCUGGCUCCUGGCCGCGGCCGCGGUGGCGCUGCUGGCGGCGGCGGCGUCGGCGCAGUCCGGCAGCGACGACUGCACGUCGGCGCUGGUGAGCCUGUCCCCGUGCAUGGACUACAUCAGCGGCAACGACACGUCGGCGCCCAGCGCGUCGUGCUGCUCGCAGCUCAAGAGCGUGGUGCAGUCCAAGCCGCAGUGCCUGUGCGCCGCGCUCGGCAGCGACGGCGCCUCGUCCUCCCUCGGCGGCGUCACCAUCGACCGGUCGCGCGCGCUCGGCCUCCCCGCGGCCUGCAACGUCCAGACCCCACCCGCCAGCCAGUGCAGCGGGUCGUCGGGCGGCGGCGGAUCGAAGGCGACGCCUUCCCUGCCAUCUGGCGGCGGUGCGUCGCUCCGGGGACCGGCGGGUCUUGUGCUCGGGCUCGCCGCGGCUGCGGUUUACGCCGUGGCAGCUGCUGUGUGAGCGUUGUGAUUCAGGAUGCGUUGCGUUGCGUCGUGUCAGUUUUCGUUAUUGGGAACGGACGGACAGGGAGGGUUGUGAGUGGUUUGUGUGUCUAUGACUUUGUCCCCUUCGUGAAAUUAAGGCCUUGUUUAGUUCCCAAAAAAUUUUGCAAAA